Molecule: messenger RNA, 2792 nt
Organism: Ruditapes philippinarum (Manila clam)
Lineage: Eukaryota; Metazoa; Mollusca; Bivalvia; Venerida; Veneridae
Exons: 5
Coding region: 97-750 (217 amino acids)
Cellular component (GO): BLOC-1 complex
Source: RefSeq, a predicted model, not a curated record
CACAUGAUCGUGAAUACUCUUCUAAUCGAUUCUGAUACGGAAGCGAAUUUGGUUUGCAUUUAUUUGUAAAAUAACAUCGUUUUGAGAUCGUUAAACAUGUUAGAGGAUCAUGCCAUGGAAGAAAAUAAUCAUUAUAUUCUAGAAUCUGAUUUGCACGAGCUGGCAAAAGAUUAUUCCCAGUAUUUAGAGGUGGAUUCAUCAAAGGAGAGGCAGACAUUUUAUAACAGCAUAGAAGAAAUGUUAACAAAGUUGGACGAGUUUGGAGGUUUGGUUGACACGAUAAGAAGUGACACAAGUUUAUGUGUAGAUAAAAAUGUUCAAGAGAUUCAGACAAAGUGUGAAGACAUGAAGCAGAUCUUUAGAAGAAUUGACCAACUUGAGGAAUUUGUGAAGAUAGUAAGAAAAGAUGUGGCAAAUAUGGAAGAAUGUGUGAACAAGGCGGAAAAUGAUAUGGGAUCUUUCAGCAGUUUUAAGAAAAUAUUCUCUUCACUAGUGGGUGGUAAAAAGUCCGGCCAGAGCAGAGAAGAGAGGGGAGAGUUUAUGCCUCCAGAUAUAUUUGUCACAGAACAAUAUUUAAACCCUGCACCAAGUGUUGACCCUGCACCAAGUGUUGACCCUGCAUCAAGUGUUGACCCUGCACCAAGUGUUGACCCUGCACCAAGUGUUGGAGAGACUGAAACUUCAAUAUCAACAGUUAAUGAACCCAAAGAUAAUUCAGAUGUUCAGCCUUCAACGGAUACACAAAGUUAAUAUUGUCAGUUUGUUCGAUAAAAGCGCCUGUGAUUUUAAAAUUGAAAUAGUUUACUGAAUAGAUUGAAAUGUUCCAGAAUACAUUCAAUUGGAUUAAGUGCGAGGUUGUAUAACUGUUUGAAUGAUAAAGAAGAAUGUUGUUUAUGCAUUGUAGGGGUAUAAAGCCAUAUCAAAUGUAACAUUUCAUAAAAAUUAUAAACGCUAAAACUACAUGUAUGGUUGUUAGCUCGACUAUUCGAUAAGAAUAAGUAGAGCUAUUGUAGUCACCCGAGCGUCGGCGUCUGCGUCGGCGUAACCACUUAUGUUAAAGUUUUUGUAAUAGUUCAAAUAUUUUCAAAGUCCAUUGACAUAUGGCUUUGAAACUUUGCACACUUGUUCACCAUCAAGACCCCAACCUGUAGACAGGAGGAGGUAACUCUAUCAAGCAUUUUGACAGAAUUAUGCCCCUUUUUCGACUUAGAAUUUACGUUAAAGUUUUUGUAAUAGUUCAAAUAUUUUCAAAGUCCAUUGACAUAUGGCUUUGAAAUUUUGCACACUUGUUUACCAUCAUGACCCCAACCUGUAGACAGGAGGAGGUAACUCUAUCAAGCAUUUUGACAGAAUUAUGCCCCUUUUUCGACUUAGAAUUUACGUUAAAGUUUUUGUAAUAGUUCAAAUAUUUUCAAAGUCCAUUGACAUAUGGCUUUGAAAUUUUGCACACUUGUUUACCAUCAUGACCCCAACCUGUAGACAGGAGGAGGUAACUCUAUCAAGCAUUUUGACAAAAUUAUGCCCCUUUUUCGACUUAGAAUUUACGUUAAAGUUUUUGUAAUAGUUCAAAUAUUUUCAAAGUCCAUUGACAUAUGGCUUUGAAACUUUGCACACUUGUUCACCAUCAUGACCCCAACCUGUAGACAGGAGGAGGUAACUGUAUCAAGCAUUUUUUUUACUAUCAAGCACUAAGAAUAGUCGAGCUUUGCUGUCCUACCGACAGCUCUUGUUUUCGUAAUCUUAUGGUUGAUUCCCGAAAAUGUUGUGACAUAGAAUGUCUCUGCUAUUUAACAUACAUUAAUAAUGGUAUGUAAACAUAAUAGAAUGUUUCAGAACAAAAUAUUAUCAAGCUAUUUUUGUAGGGUUUUUAAAUGUUUAAGCAAUAAAUUCAUGCAUGUGCCCUUUGUUAUUCAAAGAAUAUUUCUUUCAUGCAGAGGAUUUUUGAAAUAUAUUUUUUUCAAAAUUCCAUAAACAAUUUCUGGAACAGCAUACAGAAGGAAGAAAGCUGUGACAAUGGUUUUUCACUGCCAUCAUUUUAAUAAUCAGGACUUUCAACAAGCUAUCGUAACUGAAUAAUGUGAACAGGGCUUCCAUUAAGUUCCUAAAUUUGGAAGUCAGAUAUGUAAAAAUUGUGACAUUUGAAGUCACAUUAUGUAGAUAAAGAAGAAAAAGCAUUAAAUUUUGGAAGUCAUAAGCCAAAAUCAAGAAGUAAAUGACUCCCAAACUUCCAUUAAUAAAAGUCCUGUGUGAACAUGAUUAAUAUAUUGAACCACAAGGAUUAGACAGUGUUAUUUAUAACUUGAAUAACACUUACUUACAUUCAUAUUUCAUUGCAUUAUCCCUGUAAGAGUCAGCAGAAAUAUCUGGUCAUAGUAAAUUUCAUAUUCAUGAUGUGUUAGAUUUCAUAUCCAGAAUGUCUGACUAAACUCUUUACUACCAUAUGUCACAUACAAGUAUUCUUUUACAUAAAAACCUUUUAAUUGUGAUCUUCAUUCCUUAUAUGAAUUUAUUUUAGUUUGAUUGUGUUGGAUGCUAUAAGCUUAUUGAAACACCCUCAAAUCUAUUCCUGGAACAACCAGUACUAAGCAAUGAGUGUAAAAUUUCUUGCUCACAGAAAUAAUGGCUUGCCACCGACGUGUUUGAACAAACAAAUUCUGUGUUUAAUUUGAAAUAGCUUUUUAUAGUUUAGCCAUUUUCAACCAAAAGGUCAUUUCAUUAAAGGCUAAAUUUAAGAAGUUUGUAAAUAUUUAUGUGAUGUUAUUUUAUGUUAAAUAAAAUAUAUUGAAAUACCA